GGUUUGCAUAUUCCCACUCAAGGAAGCAACGGUGCCAUCCUCAUCGACAAUGUCCUCCUCCUACAGUCUCUACAAAGAGCUCCUGCCGCCAAGCGGUAUCGAGCACUCGGUCGACGCCCGGUUCGUCUCGCCGCACGUCACUAAUCUCAUCAUAGCGCGGGGAAAUGUGCUGCAGAUUUACGACGUCGUUGAGGAGGAUCUGAUAGGUGGGGUCGAUGGACCAGACGAGAGCCAGCACGAAAAGGGUCAUCUAAAAUCGGAAUCGGCACAUACGUGGAACUCCCCAAGACCGCGCAAGGUAGCCAAGCUCAAUCUGCACGCGGAGUUCAGACUUCAAGGAAAUGUAACCUCGAUAGGGGUGGUCCGCACAACAACUCCGGUCGGUUUACUAGGAAUGGACAGUUUACUCUUGAGUUUCAAAGAUGCAAAGAUGUCGUUGAUAGAGUUCUCAACAGCAACUCAGAACAUUGUCACUGUGUCAAUACAUUACUAUGAGCGUGAGGAAUUCAAGAAAGAAACUCAGGUCGAGAAGUUUUGUCCGGAAAUCCGAGUAGAUCCGCAAAAUCGAUGUGCGAUACUACAAUUUUACAGCGAUCGACUAGCCAUUCUGCCUCUCAAGCAGGAUACGACGGUUCAGGUGAUGGAAACGGACGACGCAAUGAGCAAACAUCCGUUUCAGCCAAGUUUCGUCGUGCCGUUCUCCGCCAUCGAGCCAAAGAUGAGAAACGUUGUUGAUAUGGUGUUUUUAUAUGGCUACCUGGAACCCACAUUGGCGAUCUUGUACGAGCCCGUUCAGACUUGGGGAGGACGUUUAGCCGCCCGAAGAGAUACUAAACGUCUCAUAGUCAUUUCCCUCGACCUCGAUCAGAAAAGCUACCCCGUACUCUUCAGAGUAAAUCACCUUCCCUACAAUUGCUUCAAGCUGAUAGCCGCACCAUCCCCAGUGGGUGGUGUUCUCACAUUCUGUCCCAAUGCCAUCAUUCACGUCGACCAGACCUCUGUACCCGGAAUCGCUUGCGCCGUCAAUAGUUACUAUGGGCGCGAGGCUACCUUUCCUCCACCGCCAAGUUUGGAGUCCGUCGGACAGGACUUUGAGACGAAGAACCCCCUGUAUGACCCUGCGAACGUUGCGGAUUACAAACAUCUCGGUCUGUCAUUGGAGGCGUCAGAACCUUUCUUUCUCAACCCGGACACUCUUCUCGUUGUCCUCCGCACUGGGGAGAUGAUUAUGCUGGAUCUGAAGGGAGGGGAAGGCGUGGGCAGGGGGUGGAAGCGGCGGAAAGGCGGGGUGAAAAAGUUCACUCUUACCAGGCUUGGGUUGGAGGCCAUCAUGCCAUCCUGCGGAACACGGUUCGGACCGAUUGGAGCCAGUGCAGGCAGGUUGGCCAUGACCGCGAGUGCCGUAGGACGCGUUGGUGGCCAAUAUCAGACAAAGGACGGCGAGGCGACGUACGGCUACUUCUUCAUAGGCUCUAGAGUCUCCAACGCGAUGCUGGUCCAGUUCAACGAGAUCCAUAGCGAAAUCAUUGUCGAAGCAACGCCAAAAGCAGAAACCGAGUCAAACGGUUCGAUUCAAGAUGUCGAUAUCGAUGAUGACGAUAUCUACGGAUCGUCCAUCCGCACUGUCUCGGCUUCCAUAACCCCUUCAGUCUCAACGACCACAAAGGUGGACGACGUCAAAUUCACAUUCCGGAUAUGCGACUCGUUGGUGUGCAAAGGGCCGAUUCGCGAUGCCGCUGUCGGCGAACCCAUCGUCUACUCGACGCACCCGUUCUCGACCAGCCCGGAACAUCCGACUGCCAACCUUGAGAUCGUGACAUGCACGGGGGAGGCACGCUCUGGUGCGCUGGGCGUGUUGCAAUGCAGCGUCCGGCCGCAGAUCAUAUCAAGCUUUGAUUUGGGCGUUACGGAUAUGUGGACCUUGCGAUGUGCGGAUUCGAAGGAUGAAGCCAGAAAGCGACAAGGGUCUGCAGCGAUGGAAGUCGAUAGGAACCCUGACUCCCCAGAAGCAAAGACAGACCUUGGCGAGGAAGAUACCUCCCGGCACAAGUACAUGUUCUUAUCGGACGACACUCGCACGAUCGUCCUGCAGACGGGCGAAGAGUUUUCCGAGGUCGAAACCGGAGAGUUUUAUAGAGAUGGCCCAACGCUCACCGUCGGCACCGUACUGGCUGGUCGCGCGAUCAUCCAAGUUUACCCACGCGGCGUUUUCGUGCUGGACACGGAUGGCCAAAAGAUCGAAGACAUGCCUUUCGGGCACGAGGACCGAUGGAUUGUGAGCUGCAGCAUAUUGGAUCCAUAUGUCAUGCUAUUGACGAACUUUGGCGAGGUGGUUCUGUUCACGUUGGAUGAGGAGACGCGAACGCUGCGGCUGCACAAGGAGCUGGCUGACUCGCCGGUUGUUUCCUGCUGCAUGUACCGCGAUAACAGCGGGCGCAACGCGUUCCCUUCCAUCCAUGAAUUUCUCAAAGAAACGCCGGUAGCAUCCUCACUUUCGACCACGUCUCGAACUCCGGCAUCCACAUCAUCGUCACCACAAUGCCAUCAGGAUCAACCGCCAGAAGAUGUCGUUUCCUCGGCCCCUACUCUGCUCGCGCCUCCGGAAUCCCGUAAACGAAAGAGACCGGAAGAGCUAGUUACGGCACCUAGCGCGAAGAGCCUGGACGCUGAAUUGUACGGAUCGGUUGCGGAGGACAUGGAUGACAUAUAUGGGGUGGAGGUUGAUUACUCCUCAUCCACGGACGAGGACCUGCGUGACGCGGAUGGGAUGGAUUUGGAUGGAGAUGCCAGCUUCAAUGAGGCGGAUGCGCAUGGGAGUCUGGAUGCGAACGGAGAUGCCAUUCCACACCUUGACGGCAAAAGGGACCGGGGAGAUAAGAAUGAGAGUCCCGAAGAUAUGCCUAAGCCGGGAGAGCGAACGUGGGGAGUCGUGUCUCGGCAAGACGGGUCAUUGGAGAUAUUCCUCCUACCGGAUUUUGAGCAGUGUUUCUAUGUGCCUCGCUUCGAUCUGCUACCGUCCGUGGUGUGCGACCACUCGCAGGCCCCAGAUGCACGUGGUACACAUCAAGCAGCCCUGAAGUUUGAGGAAAUCGCGCUGCUGAAUUUGGGACGCAACGAGAAAUGUGCAUUCCCGUAUUUGAUGGGUCGAACAGUAGAGGCUGAUCUGGUGAUUUACAGAUCUUACGUGCAUCUCUCUACAGAGGACGAGAGUGCAGCACCUGUAACCCCCGGAUCUGCACUGGUCCCGAAAAUGCCGGGAACAAGUAUUGCUAAGGUUCCUCGUCGCCUGGCUGUUCGAUUCGUCCGCGUCUCACAUGAUCACAUCGCACGGUCAUCGACAUCUCGGACGGCUGGGCAGGACAUCGGAGUUCCCCCCGUAAAUGCCGUAUCCAGCAGCGUAAUUGCAACAGACCCGCGACACUCACAAACAACGACGGCGACAUCACCCGUCCAACCGAACAACUCCGCGUCGACACAACGUCGCACGCGUAAACAGCAUCUGAAACCUUUUGAGCGCAUCGGGCACGCGGGCGGGCUCGUGUAUUCAGGCGUCUUUAUUUCCGGCGAACGGCCCUGCUGGGUGAUGCUAGCCAAUUCAGGCGGGAAUGGUCCACAGUUUAGGUUACUGAACCUCGAAGGAGAUGACUACGCUGUCCAUCCGGAUCCGGUGUCUCUGUUGGAGCCAGUGUUACCGGUUUCGGGAACCAAUGCGAUUCGAGUGCAUCCACAGCUCGUGGAUGGGCCCGUAGCGGCAUUUGCGCCGUUGAAUAAUGUGAAUGUGCCGAAUGGGUUUGCUUACGUCAACGGGGAGGGAUUACUCCGGAUAUGUCAGCUACCAGCACACUUCAACUACGAUACCGAAUGGCCAUAUUGCAAAGCGCCUUUCGGCAAAACCGUUCACAAAAUCACAUAUCAUCACACAACGCAAACAUAUGCCAUUGCCACGUCAACCCCGACACCAUUCUACCUUUCACAAGCGCAACAUGCUGCGGCGGUUGCGGCAGGAAUCAUCGAGCAAGGCGACGAACUCCCAGAUCAAGAUCAGGCCAGAAAGAAUUUUGGAGUGAAGGACGAGGACAGAGAAAAGGGGAUGUACCUCCCGGAGGUUGGGUCAUACGAUGUGGAGCUGGUGUCGCCCGUGACUUGGGAAUCUUGCGAUGCCAUUGCCUUUGAGCAACACGAGCACGUCCUCGCACUGCACGCUCUGGAACUGGAGAGCAAGCAGACAGCCAGCGGCCGUAAACUGUUCCUUGCGAUAGGGACUGGGGUCGUCCGCGGCGAGGACUUAUCCGCCCGGGGACGAAUUCUCAUAUACGACAUCAUCGACGUUGUGCCCGAUAUGGCCAACCCGCACGCCAACCACCGGUUGAAGAAGCUCUUCAUAAAUGAGGAGAAGAGUCCCGUCACGGCCAUUUGCAAUGUGGGAGGCUACCUCCUCGCCGCCAUCGGCACCAAAGUCAUCAUCCACACCUUCGAGGACAACGAGUCUCUCACGGGCGUGGCGUUCAUCGACGUGAACAUGUACGUCAACAGCGUGAGCUCCAUCAAGAAUCUCAUUCUUGUCGGCGACAUCCUCAAAAGUAUCUGGUUUUUGGGAUUCCAAGAAGAGCCGCCGAAACUCGCAUUGUUGGGCAAGGACUACCACAUGCUCGAUGUGUACGGUACCGAGUUCCUCGUGGACGAUACAUCUCUCUCGUUCGUCGUGGGUGAUGGUGACGGGAACGUGCACGUUAUGACCUAUGCACCUUAUCACAUCCAGUCUUCCAGCGGACAGAAACUGAUCCGGCGUGGGGACUUCCACACUGGGCAGCACGUCAGCAAGAUUAUCAGGCUGGUACGAUUAUCCGGUUCUGCGAAGGCAACGCCAGCAGCCGGUAAAUCCGCGUCGCGACCGACAAAGGCUGCAGCGAAACAGCAGGCAUGCUUGAGUGCCACUUUAGAAGGCGGGCUCUCGGUACUCAUCCCGGUGUCGGAGAAAUUGUACAAACGCCUAUAUGGAUUGUACUCCAAGAUGGUCAACAACCUCCAACAUCCAGCGGGACUCAACCCGCGCGGGUUCCGCCAGGUCCCAUUGAAGGCACGGCCAGCGACUGCUGCGACGGCGACGCCAAUGACCGGCCCACCCGGCCCGCGGCUCGUGCUGGAUGGAGACCUACUGUAUCAAUUCACAUCACUGUCGUUGGCGCAGCAACGCGAACUCGCUAAAGGAAUCGGAAGUGCCGCAGAGAAGAUCAUGGACGAUCUCCUGGAGGUCAACAGCGGCGUGGAAUACUUUUAGGCGUACAUUGUUCCGACGGAAGUGGCGUACAUUACACAAGGCAUUGCGCCUGUUUUUGGGCUUUUGUUCCGUUAGGGGUUGAACUUAGCAUACCUUGAAUCAUCCCCGUUGUCUUGCAGUUUUGCAGGAGAACUCGCAAGCUUCGUACAUUAGCACCUGGGAUCUGAUAAAACCACUAAUGGUACUAUCUUGAACAAUUGAAACCGUCCCAUUGGUACAACAUGUUUCAACCUGCGCAUGCACACAAUUCAAUUUUCGUUUUUCGGUC
This is a messenger RNA of Fimicolochytrium jonesii, 5546 nucleotides long. RefSeq names its product CPSF A subunit region-domain-containing protein. Gene Ontology annotation, molecular function: protein binding; nucleic acid binding. The record is from RefSeq and is a predicted model, not a curated record. The transcript is spliced from 8 exons. NCBI's taxonomy places the organism in Eukaryota, Fungi, Chytridiomycota, Chytridiomycetes, Spizellomycetales, Powellomycetaceae. Gene Ontology annotation, cellular component: mRNA cleavage and polyadenylation specificity factor complex; nucleus. Bases 50 to 5278 code for a protein of 1742 amino acids.